This is a messenger RNA of Fonsecaea pedrosoi CBS 271.37, 510 nucleotides long. RefSeq lists its product as uncharacterized. Gene Ontology annotation, molecular function: actin filament binding. Bases 1 to 510 code for a protein of 169 amino acids. NCBI's taxonomy places the organism in Eukaryota, Fungi, Ascomycota, Eurotiomycetes, Chaetothyriales, Herpotrichiellaceae. The transcript is spliced from 5 exons. Gene Ontology annotation, cellular component: actin cytoskeleton; Arp2/3 protein complex. The record is from RefSeq and is a predicted model, not a curated record. Gene Ontology annotation, biological process: actin filament polymerization; Arp2/3 complex-mediated actin nucleation.
AUGUCCCAAUCACUGCGGCCGUAUCUUCAAUGUGUCCGUUCUUCUCUGACCGCCGCUCUCUCUCUCUCCAACUUCGCUUCACAAGCCUCAGAAAGACACAAUGUCCCCGAGAUCGAAGCAGCCAGUUCGCCCGAAGUCCUGUUAAACCCUCUGACGAUUGCCCGCAAUGAGAACGAGAAAGUCCUGAUAGAACCCAGCGUCAACAGUGUGCGAGUGAGCAUCAGAAUAAAGCAGGCCGACGAGAUUGAGAAUAUUCUGGUCCAUAAGUUCACACGUUUCCUUACUCAGCGUGCCGAAUCCUUCUUCAUUCUACGACGGAAGCCAGUCAAGGGUUACGAUAUCUCGUUCUUGAUCACGAACACGCAUACGGAAGAAAUGCUCAAGCAUAAGUUGGUGGACUUCAUUAUCCAAUUCAUGGAGGAAGUCGACAAAGAAAUUUCAGAGAUGAAGCUCUUCCUAAACGCCCGUGCUCGCUUUGUGGCUGAAUCAUUCUUGACUCCGUUCGACUAG